This is a messenger RNA of Varroa destructor (honeybee mite), 1176 nucleotides long. Its product is annotated as putative ATP-dependent DNA helicase HFM1. The record is from RefSeq and is a predicted model, not a curated record. NCBI's taxonomy places the organism in Eukaryota, Metazoa, Arthropoda, Arachnida, Mesostigmata, Varroidae. Gene Ontology annotation, molecular function: ATP binding; nucleic acid binding.
AUGCAGUCAAAAUGCUUGCCAAUUCUGUGGCAUUCCAGUGAUUCGCUCGUGGUGGCUGCUCCGACUGGAUCAGGAAAAACAGUGCUGCUUGAAUUAGCAAUAUGUCGAGCAGUGGAAGACUAUGGUAGUGAAGCACUGGCCGUCUACAUAGCUCCAACAAGGUGUCUAGUUCAGCAAAAGGUUAGCGAAUGGCGCGAGAGGUUCGCGGCCCUCCGACUUAAAGUUACCGAGGUUACGGGUGAUUUAAACGAAGUUUGCGACGCGGGAAAUGGCGAUAUGUCGACCAAUCUUAUCUGCACAACACCGGAGAAAUGGGAUACGGAGCUUCGCCUUGGAGCCGGAUAUACGUGGCUGAGCAGUAGAAAGGUUAGCGUGUAUCUUAUUGACGAGGUUCAUAUGGUCGGGGAACCUGACCGUGGGCCUAUCCUUGAAGCGGUUUUGACGCGUACAAUAGUGCGCUGCAUGCCUCAGUCUUUACUUCCGAGAUUUGUAGCUAUAUCUGCAACGAUCGCCAAUCCUAAUGAUAUAGGCCAAUGGCUUGGUCGUAAUACUCCAUGGCACGGAUACUCGUUUGGAGAGCGGGCGCGUACGAUUCCCAUCGAAGCAUCUGUCAAAGGUGUUUACUGUCCUCCAGAUCGGUCUCCGUUUCACUUCGAUGCUAAUCUUAACUAUAAACUACCAUCGCUACUUCGAGAGGUGCUACCAGCAAAUAAAUCAGCAAUUAUUUUUGUAUCUAGUCGUGCAGCUACAGUGAUCUGCGCACGGUGCCUCGUCAACAAGCAGUCGUGGGCUCGUUCUAGUUCCAGAGAAGAACUCCGGCGAGUGGCCAGAUUUUGCAAAGAUAAAAAACUUAGCGAUUAUCUAGAGCAUGGGGUGGGUUUUCACAACGCCGGACUCAGUUCCGAAGAUCGCAGUCUUGUCGAAAAGACUUUCAAUCAAGGCGACCUUCGAGUCCUCGUGUGUACGAGCACACUUGCCAUGGGUGUAAACUUGCCUGCAUACUUAGUGGUUGUUAGAGGAACGACGAUGAUAACCGGAGGCAUUUGUGGACAAUAUUCCGCUGCGCGGAUUCAUCAGAUGAUAGGACGGGCAGGCCGGCCAGGGUUGGAAGGAUCCGGUAAAGCCAUCAUUAUGACAACAUCGAAUCAUGUGGCUCUUUCACCGGAACUCUUGUAA